AUGAGCAAGCUCAACUUGUAUUCGCCCCAUGAAGUGCUCCCAGCGGCCCACGCCGAAGGGCUACUAGACGUGGCGGCACAACUGGUGCCACACAUUCCACUGCCGUUUUUGACCAAACACUGGCAAGUGGUGUUUCCCACGUGCGAGAAAUACGUCAUGCAUGUAGCGUCGACCGUACGCCAAAAGUCGGCCGGAUUGAUCGGGGCGCUGGCAACCUUGAGCACCACUUCCAUCGAAGCGAUUCCGCUACUGGCGUCCAUUUUAGAGUCUUUGGCCCUACCAUGCUCGCAGCACCCCGACGCCAACCAGCGCGAGUUCUUCUGGCAGCGCAUGGAAGGCCGACUCAUGGGCAUCGACAGCCUCGUACAUGUGCUGGGUGUGAACAAGCUGACGAGCAUAUCGAGUCAGCUGCUUGCGCCACCGACGAAACCGGCGCCGAAAGCGUUUCAGUCGUUUCAACACACGAUGGACGAGUUAUUGCAUUUUGACAACGAAUAUGCCACCUUGAUGGGAACAUUCGCAUCUUGGGUUGGUGAGAAGACGUCGCCGCGGCCAAGCCACUGCAUCUUGGCACAGCUGCCCCCCAACCUACUUCAUCGCAUUUGGCAUGCCUACCUCAAACGCAUGGCGGUGCAGACCCUCCCGGGGCUUGUUCGGUUGAGUGUAUGGCUUGAUGAUCCAGCGAUUUUGGUGCCUGCGUGGCUGCCGACAGUUGAGCCGGUGCAUCCGACGUUCAUUUGCCUGGUUAUCAAGUCGCUUGCGUUGCACACUCGAUUCCUACAUGAAACAAUAACGAACACGAGAAGUGUGUCAACGGAUGAUCCCAGGAUCCUCUCUUCGUUAUUGAUAACUGCGACUAUUGAGACUGCACUGAGUGUGUUGCAGUCCCUGCAACCAGCACUGUUGGCCGUGGACGUGACCCUGCCAGUGGACAAGGCGUUAAGUCUGGCAUAUGUCGAAGCUGGCGCCUUGCUGCUGCUGUUUCAGUCUGCUACGGCACUGGACACAAAAACCCAACCAGCUAAUGCUUUGUUGUUGCAAGCUGUGUUAAACGUGCUGUGGGCGUCUCACGUCAGCGACGACCCAGCGGUGGACCGUGCGAUGAGCUCGACGGUGGUUCGGUAUUUACCAGGGCUAGCACUGCUCCCGCUAACUCAAGACCAAGCGACGAGACUGAUUCAAAUAUCGUUAUCAUGGCUCUCGGCUACUGACAGCCUGCGCUGGAUUGUCGUGGAUGGCAACGAAGCGCGAUGUCACUUGGUGGACGCGCUCGCGGUGUUGGCGUUGCAUGCUAGACCACCGUUGACCAAUGUGUGGAAUUUGCACGACAUCACGACCGCUGCGGCGCCGUUUUUACUCCACCCUACGGUGCCGUUGCGCCUCUUUGCCAAGUUGCUGGUGUUGGUGUCGGCCGUGGCUGCGUUUAGUCGGGCGGAGUGUGUGCGGCCGCUACUCCACCUGUUGCUAAGGCCAGAGAUCUCGUUUCAAUGCGAUGCCACCACCGCUACUUUCCCCACCACGUCGUCCUUGACACCAUCUCCUGCGGUGUUUAACGAAUGGGAUGACGACAGUGGACAAACAGCAGCAGCAGCUCCAACGACCGACAGGAAAGCCGUCUGUUUCCAGGCGUUCUGGACGUCCUUUGACGCGCCCAGUGCGUCGGGGGGUCGCGUCUCGGACCUCGUGACAGGCACUUGCACUCCGGACGAACGAUUGACCCUGGAAACGUUGCAACGACGUGGCAAGAAGAUCUAAGUCAUAUCCCCGUUGGAAGAGAUAGAUUUAAAAGUGUGUCUUUCGUAGUCCUUUCAUGUACCAUAUGCACUCAAUUUCAUAAAAAAACGAAAAAGUAUUCAGCGACA
This is a messenger RNA of Aphanomyces astaci, 1862 nucleotides long. RefSeq lists its product as hypothetical. Bases 1 to 1755 code for a protein of 584 amino acids. NCBI's taxonomy places the organism in Eukaryota, Oomycota, Saprolegniomycetes, Saprolegniales, Verrucalvaceae. The transcript has 14 exons. The record is from RefSeq and is a predicted model, not a curated record.